AUGUCUACCCAUAAGACAGCGAUUGCAUGGAUUGAUCUCAAGUACUCAAUCUCAGGUAUAUUGAGACAAAAUAAGACGUUAUUGGACAGAGUUAAUGGAUCAGUUGAUUUCGGCUCAUUGACGGCCCUAAUGGGACCGUCUGGUGCGGGAAAGACUACACUAUUAAGGUGUCUAAAUGGUAAACAUAAAUCAGGUCUUUCCAGUGACAGCAAGAUUUACGUUUCCGGUAAACAACAAUUAUUGUUAUCACAUGUGAUGGACACUCGUGUUAUUGACUGUAGUGGUGGCGAACAAAAACGGGUAACAAUUGCUUUAGAGAUGACAUCUCUGGUAAAGCCUAACUUGUUAUGCAUUGAUGAACCGACAACUGGUUUGGACAGUGAAGCCGCGGAAACUAUUAUGAGAAGUCUUAAGUCAUUAUCACAGUUACAUAACAUUGCAAUCAUAGCCAGCAUUCAUCAGCCAAACAACGAAAUUGUCCAAAUGUUUGAUAAGCUUUAUGUACUGAGUAUUGGUGGUCAUUGUAUUUUUUCGGGACAACCCAAACAACUACAACCUGUGCUCAUGCAAUGCGGUAUCGAAGAAAUUUUGACCGAUAGACGGGAAGAUCAAACAGCCAUCGAGUUAUUGCUUAAUAUAUCGUCGAUUAAUGAAAACAACGAUUGUAUACAACGUUUAAUUCAAAAUCAAAAUAUCGGUGCCAAACGCCAUGUGCUUAACACUGCCGCCGACCAUCUUGUUUAUAGUCCCCAUGGAAUUGAUAUUAAGACUAAACGCUUCACAUUUGCAGACUUGUGGCACCUAAUGAUGCGGUCGAUGCUCUAUACAUAUAUGAGUCAAUGGAAACCUCUUUUACUUCAAUCAGUCUUUUAUAUAUUAACGGCACUCAUAACGAGUCAGUUGUUCAGCAGUGGUAUCGGUCGUACAGAUGGCUGUUACGAUAGUCUAUGGGAUGUCAAUAGUAGUUGCUUUCGGACACUGGAAUCGGACGAAUUGCUUCAUCAAAAUAUUAAGUUUAUAUUUCUUAAUUCAGUUAUCAUUAUGUUUAUGCCACUAACCAUCACAUCGUUAGCAUUUUCAUCAGAAAUUCAUAUAUUUCUUAAUGAACACCAAAACAGUAAGUUUAUUGAAAACUAG
Messenger RNA from Oppia nitens, 1137 nucleotides. Its product is annotated as ATP-binding cassette sub-family G member 1-like. Gene Ontology annotation, molecular function: ATP hydrolysis activity; ATP binding. Bases 1 to 1137 code for a protein of 378 amino acids. The transcript has 3 exons. The record is from RefSeq and is a predicted model, not a curated record. Lineage: Eukaryota; Metazoa; Arthropoda; Arachnida; Sarcoptiformes; Oppiidae.